Molecule: messenger RNA, 1235 nt
Organism: Homo sapiens (human)
Lineage: Eukaryota; Metazoa; Chordata; Mammalia; Primates; Hominidae
Gene: HLA-DRB1
Product: major histocompatibility complex, class II, DR beta 1
Exons: 6
Coding region: 79-918 (279 amino acids)
Biological process (GO): antigen processing and presentation; immune response; cytoskeleton organization
Cellular component (GO): membrane; late endosome membrane; MHC class II protein complex
Source: RefSeq, a predicted model, not a curated record
UGGGUGGAGGGGUUCAUAGUUCUCCCUGAGUGAGACUUGCCUGCUGCUCUGGCCCCUGGUCCUGUCCUGUUCUCCAGCAUGGUGUGUCUGAGGCUCCCUGGAGGCUCCUGCAUGGCAGUUCUGACAGUGACACUGAUGGUGCUGAGCUCCCCACUGGCUUUGGCUGGGGACACCAGACGAGGCCGCCUGUGUGACUGGAUCGUUCGUGUCCCCACAGCACGUUUCUUGGAGUACUCUACGUCUGAGUGUCAUUUCUUCAAUGGGACGGAGCGGGUGCGGUACCUGGACAGAUACUUCCAUAACCAGGAGGAGAACGUGCGCUUCGACAGCGACGUGGGGGAGUUCCGGGCGGUGACGGAGCUGGGGCGGCCUGAUGCCGAGUACUGGAACAGCCAGAAGGACCUCCUGGAGCAGAAGCGGGGCCGGGUGGACAACUACUGCAGACACAACUACGGGGUUGUGGAGAGCUUCACAGUGCAGCGGCGAGUCCAUCCUAAGGUGACUGUGUAUCCUUCAAAGACCCAGCCCCUGCAGCACCAUAACCUCCUGGUCUGUUCUGUGAGUGGUUUCUAUCCAGGCAGCAUUGAAGUCAGGUGGUUCCGGAAUGGCCAGGAAGAGAAGACUGGGGUGGUGUCCACAGGCCUGAUCCACAAUGGAGACUGGACCUUCCAGACCCUGGUGAUGCUGGAAACAGUUCCUCGGAGUGGAGAGGUUUACACCUGCCAAGUGGAGCACCCAAGCGUGACAAGCCCUCUCACAGUGGAAUGGAGAGCACGGUCUGAAUCUGCACAGAGCAAGAUGCUGAGUGGAGUCGGGGGCUUUGUGCUGGGCCUGCUCUUCCUUGGGGCCGGGCUGUUCAUCUACUUCAGGAAUCAGAAAGGACACUCUGGACUUCAGCCAAGAGGAUUCCUGAGCUGAAGUGCAGAUGACACAUUCAAAGAAGAACUUUCUGCCCCAGCUUUGCAGGAUGAAAAGCUUUCCCUCCUGGCUGUUAUUCUUCCACAAGAGAGGGCUUUCUCAGGACCUGGUUGCUACUGGUUCAGCAACUGCAGAAAAUGUCCUCCCUUGUGGCUUCCUCAGCUCCUGUUCUUGGCCUGAAGCCCCACAGCUUUGAUGGCAGUGCCUCAUCUUCAACUUUUGUGCUCCCCUUUGCCUAAACCCUAUGGCCUCCUGUGCAUCUGUACUCACCCUGUACCACAAACACAUUACAUUAUUAAAUGUUUCUCAAAGAUGGA